This is a messenger RNA of Symbiodinium pilosum, 732 nucleotides long. The record is from the annotation of a GenBank genome assembly. Lineage: Eukaryota; Dinophyceae; Suessiales; Symbiodiniaceae.
AUGGGAAAUUACGGUGCAAGCUCCCACUGCUGCUCCGGAGACCCUGCAGGUAAGGAGCCGGAAGAUGACGGCCGGGGGGAAGUCAAGCCGGUAGAAGAUCCGCCCUUGCUCCCAGCAAGUCCUAAAACUCCGAAGGAUUCUGAACCUUCGAAUGAUUCAAAAGAAGCCAAUGUGGAACGGAAGAAACUCAGAGCGAGAACCUGGGUGCAAGACGUUCCCAGCAAAGUGCAGACCCUUACAGUGAAGUUAAACAAACUUCCUGGAAAGGAAAAAUCAUCAAAGCUCGGGCUUGACAUAGAUUAUGCAGAGGAAGCAACUGCAAUUCCCAUCGUGGAAGUGAAUGGCGGGCUUGCCGGACAAUGGAAUGAAGAAAAUCCGAUGAGGCUAAUAAGGAGCGGCGAUUGCAUCGUAGCUGUAAAUGGUAUCUCCAAAGAUGUGCCAACUAUGCUCAAGACUUGCAUGACCUCCAAUUCGCUCGAGCUUUUGGUUGUCAAAGGCACCACGGACGAGUCCGGCAUGGAGCCGGUAGCUUCCGGAUUGUUGGCUGCCGAAGGGUACUACCAACAGGUAGAAGCCAAGCAAAUGGCGGCAGCGCAUGCGAGCGCAAAUCCCAUGGAUGACUCCACGAGACAGGCUGCCGGCAGCCAGGCUCAGGCAGAGCAAGUUGCUCCAGAGGACCUGGCAAGGACUCUGGCGCGGAAACGGACUUUGAACUGGUUUGUGCGUGGCUGA